Messenger RNA from Culex quinquefasciatus (southern house mosquito), 1324 nucleotides. Its product is annotated as mpv17-like protein. NCBI's taxonomy places the organism in Eukaryota, Metazoa, Arthropoda, Insecta, Diptera, Culicidae. The record is from RefSeq and is a predicted model, not a curated record. Gene Ontology annotation, cellular component: membrane; cytoplasm. The transcript has 7 exons. Bases 611 to 1219 code for a protein of 202 amino acids.
AAGUGUUUCGAGCGGCUUCCUCAAUUUAGUGCUGCGGCAUUGCGAGCCCACGUUCGAUUAUUCAAACGAUCGGUCGCGUUUUUUUUCCUCUUUGUUCGAUCGACAUUUGUGACGGUUAAAUUACGAAUUACGAAUUAUUAGCCUCCUGUAAGGGCGCCUUUUCACGGAUCAUUAGGUGAAACCCCAGUUCGGUGAUUGUCGCCCGGUUCGACAUUGUUGCAGUUUACGAACGUCGAGUGUGUGUAUUUCGUGUGUCAUCACAGAAACCGUGAAUUCGUUAUAGUUUACCGUGACGUCAUUAGGUUGCAACGUGACGUCGUGUCUGUGGCAACGCACUGUGGAAGUGUUAGUUUUGAAUAUUGGUGUGUGGGUGAAGAAUACAGUUACUUCCUGCUUCUUUUAACCACUGACAACGAAUCGAUGUGCUAUUGGCCUGCAGCACCCAAAGAUCUACAGUACUUGCCGUUUAAUUUGCUAAAUUGGACCGAUCCAUCACUUGGCAGCAAAUAUAUUGCCAAAUCGAAACCCUUGACGAGCUGAAAGCUGCGGUUCGUUCCUUUUCUUUCUUUCCACCUCCUACCGAGCAGUAACAGCCCAAGGACGUCCCAAGAUGUGGUGGAGAUUCAUUUCCGAAAUUACCAACGAGUACAAAAUCCUCCGGGGAAUGAUCUCGUACUCUGCCCUGUGGCCGCUUGGUUGCAUUCUUCAGCAGACUUUUGAGGGAAAACGUUGGCACAAUUACGACUGGCAGCGAUGCUUGAGAUACAGCCUGUACGGCACCUUCGUUUCCGCACCGAUGCUGUACACGUGGAUGCGGGUCGCCAACAUCAUGUGGCCCCGCACAGACUUCCGGUCGUCGCUGGCCAAGGCAUUCACCGAGCAGGCCGCAUACGAUCCGUUCGCGAUCGUGUUCUUCUUCUACGGCAUGAGCAUUCUGGAGCGCAAAAGCCAACACCAGGCCGCCGAAGAGGCCCAGUCCAAAUUUUGGGACACCUACAAGGUUGGCUUCUUCUACUGGCCAUGCGUGCAAACGUUCAACUUUUCAAUGGUGCCUCCCAAGAAUCAGAUUGUGGUAGCUGGAUUCUUCAGCCUGAUUUGGACGACCUUUUUGGCCUACGUGAAAACCAUGGCCAAGGAGGAGGAACACCACCCGAUGGCGCAUCACGUGGCACAUCACCCCCAGGAAUGGAAUGGCUCUAAGCAGUUGGUUUCAAAAUAGUCAAGAGAAUCGAUUUUAGACAAUCGUAGCUCACCAGUUUUGUGAUAGAGUACUCUAAAAAGAGUAUAUUUAUAGUAUUGGAUUAAAUUAUUUGCUACUUUUUAA